CUGGUUUUAUUUUGGUCUUAACAAUCCGAGCCGGCUAGGAUUUCUCCGCCUCCAAAGCAAAACUAGAUUGAAUCCUCUCCAGGAUUCCGGAGACACCAGAAGCACCAUGACGACGGCUGUGCUGGGCGGCGGUCUGAGCGGCCUGUCCGCCGGUUACUACCUGUUGCGGCGGUUCGGGAAGCCGCUGACCAUCUACGAGGCCUCGCCGCGAGUGGGCGGGUGGGUGCGGUCGGAGAACCGCAAGGACAGGAACUUCAUCUUCGAGAGCGGGCCACGCACCAUCCGGCCGAUUGGCCUGCAGGGAGCCAAUACCCUGGAGCUGGUGGAGGAACUGCAACUGGAGGUGACGCCCAUACGACGUAGUCAUGUGGCUGCCCGCAACCGGAUGCUAUAUGCCAAGGGACAGCUCUGCAUGCUGCCCAACAGUCCCAGAGGACUCUUCGGCGUGAUGCCUCCCUUCACCAAGCCGCUGUACAAGGCGAUCUUCCGGGAUCUGGUCACGGCGAGCAAGAAGGCCAAGUUGGAGGACGAGAGCAUCUACAGCUUCGCAGAGCGGCGGUUCGGCAAGGAGAUAGCCGACUACGCCAUCAGUCCCAUGAUUUGCGGCAUUUGCGCCGGAAAUGCCCGCGAAAUAAGCGUUCGCUUUCUGAUGGAGGGCAUCUUCGAGAAGGAGCAGAAGUACGGAGGGGUACUCAAGGGAGCACUCUUAGCCCGCUUUCGUGAUAAGGCAAAGGACUCAAAGGACGGCGGCCUCUUUGCCCAGGGACAGCCCAAGCUGUAUGUCCAGGCGCAGGCGGAGAAGUGGGCCAUGUACGGACUGCCAGGCGGACUGGAGAACCUGCCCAAGGCCAUGCGAAAGUACCUGGGCGAGCGGGAUGUCAAUGUGCAGCUGAGCAACGAGUGUCGCAAUCUCACAUUCAGCGACUCUGGCGUCCGGAUGACCAUCAGGGAUGCCGAUGUGCCGGUGGAGCAUGUGGUCAGCUCGCUGCCCGCUCAUAAACUUGCGCCCCUGGUGAAGCAGCAGCAUCCCUCGCUGAGCGCCCAGCUGCUGGACAUUCCGUACGUGGAUGUGCUGGUGGUGAACAUGCAGUUUCAGGGAAAGCUGCUCAAGCAGGACGGAUUCGGUCUGCUAGUGCCGCCGGUGGAGAAGUUGCCCAUUCUCGGUGUGAUUUUCGACAGCUGCUGCUUUGAAAUGGGCGACAAUACCGUGCUCACCGUGAUGAUGGGUGGCCACUGGUUUAACCAGUGGUUCGGUGAUCGCCCCAGUCCCAAGCAGAUCCUCGACUUGGCCACCAGCCACGUCCAGAAGAUCCUGCAGAUCCGCGAGGAGCCCAAGUUCAGUCGCGUGCACACGCUGCACAAGUGCAUCCCGCAGUACACGGUGGGCCACAAGCGACGCGUCGAAGGCAUCCGGAACUACAUCAAGACUUACAAGCUGCCACUGUCGCUCUGCGGAGCUGCCUACGAUGGAGUGGGCAUCAACGACGUUAUCCUGUCCGCCCGGCGACAGGUGGAGGCCAUGCCGUCGUCCUAA
Molecule: messenger RNA, 1534 nt
Organism: Drosophila takahashii
Lineage: Eukaryota; Metazoa; Arthropoda; Insecta; Diptera; Drosophilidae
Gene: Ppox
Product: protoporphyrinogen oxidase
Biological process (GO): porphyrin-containing compound biosynthetic process
Molecular function (GO): protoporphyrinogen oxidase activity, oxygen as acceptor
Source: RefSeq, a predicted model, not a curated record